AUGGCCGAGAAGCGGAGGGGCUCGCCGUGCAGCAUGCUAAGCCUUAAGGCGCACGCCUUCUCCGUGGAGGCACUGAUCGGCGCCGAGAAGCAGCAACAGCUUCAGAAGAAGAGGCGAAAGCUGGGCGCGGAGGAGGCGGCCGGGGCCUUAGAUGACGGAGGCUGCAGCCGCGGCGGCGGCGCCGGAGAAAAGGGCUCCUCUGAGGGAGACGAAGGCACUGCGCUCUCGCCGCCGGCUGGGGCGGCAUCCGGGCCCAUCCGGAGCUGCGCAGACCUGGAGCGGAGCUGCGGCUCCCGCGGAGCCGCGGGAGGCUGUGAGGACGGCUUCCUGCAGGGCGCUUCCCCACUGGCAUCCCCAGGAGACUCCCCGAAGGGGUCCCCGGUGCCCGCCCUGGCCCGGCCCGGGACCCCGCUGCCGUCGCCGCAGGCCCCGCGGGUGGAUCUGCAGGGAGCUGAGCUCUGGAAGCGCUUUCACGAGAUCGGCACGGAGAUGAUCAUCACCAAGGCCGGCAGGCGCAUGUUUCCAGCAAUGAGAGUGAAGAUAUCAGGAUUAGAUCCUCACCGGCAAUAUUACAUUGCCAUGGAUAUUGUGCCAGUGGACAACAAAAGAUACAGGUAUGUUUACCACAGCUCUAAAUGGAUGGUGGCGGGCAACGCUGAUUCCCCUGUGCCACCCCGGGUGUACAUUCAUCCGGACUCGCCUGCCUCAGGGGAGACUUGGAUGAGACAAGUGAUCAGUUUCGACAAGCUGAAGCUCACCAACAACGAACUGGAUGACCAAGGCCACAUUAUUCUUCAUUCUAUGCACAAAUACCAACCACGAGUCCAUGUCAUCCGUAAAGACUGUGGGGAUGAUCUUUCUCCCAUCAAGCCUGUUCCAUCUGGGGAGGGAGUGAAGGCAUUCUCCUUUCCAGAAACUGUUUUCACCACUGUCACCGCCUAUCAGAAUCAGCAGAUUACUCGCCUGAAGAUAGAUAGGAAUCCCUUUGCCAAAGGCUUCCGAGACUCUGGGCGUAACAGAAUGGGUUUGGAAGCCCUUGUGGAGUCAUAUGCAUUCUGGAGACCUUCACUACGGACCCUCACCUUUGAAGAUAUCCCUGGAAUUCCCAAGCAAGGAAAUACAGGUUCCUCCACCUUACUCCAAGGUUCUGGGAAUGGCGUUGCGGCCACCCACCCUCAUCUUCUGUCCGGCUCCCCUUGCUCGUCUCCAGCCUUCCAUCUGGGACCCAACACCAGCCAGCUGUGUAGUCUGGCGCCGGCUGACUACUCCGCGUGCGCCCGCUCCAGCCUAACCCUCAACCGGUACAGCACGUCCUUGGCCGAGACCUACAACAGGCUGACCAAUCAGACGGGCGAGACCUUCGCCCCGCCCAGGACUCCCUCCUACGUGGGUGUGAGCGGCAGCGCCUCGGUGAACAUGUCCGUGGGCGGCACGGAUGGGGACACCUUCAGCUGCCCACAGACCAGCUUAUCCAUGCAGAUUUCUGGGAUGUCCCCCCAGCUCCAGUACAUCAUGCCUUCACCCCCCAGCAACGCCUUUGCUGCUAACCAGACACACCAGGGUUCCUAUAACACGUUCAGGUUACACAGCCCCUGUGCCUUGUAUGGAUAUAACUUCUCCACAUCCCCCAAACUGGCUGCCAGUCCUGAGAAAAUUGUUUCUUCCCAAGGAAGUUUCUUGGGGUCCUCACCGAGUGGGACCAUGACGGAUCGGCAGAUGUUGCCCCCCGUGGAAGGAGUGCACCUGCUUAGCAGUGGGGGUCAGCAGAGUUUCUUUGAUUCUAGGACCCUAGGAAGCUUAACUCUCUCAUCAUCUCAAGUGUCUGCACAUAUGGUCUGAUGAAGCCUUUAAGUUAAACUACAUUGGAA
Messenger RNA from Eubalaena glacialis (North Atlantic right whale), 1868 nucleotides. RefSeq names its product T-box transcription factor 18 (gene TBX18). The record is from RefSeq and is a predicted model, not a curated record. The transcript is spliced from 8 exons. Bases 1 to 1839 code for a protein of 612 amino acids. NCBI's taxonomy places the organism in Eukaryota, Metazoa, Chordata, Mammalia, Artiodactyla, Balaenidae. Gene Ontology annotation, biological process: somitogenesis; positive regulation of DNA-templated transcription; morphogenesis of embryonic epithelium. Gene Ontology annotation, cellular component: nucleus. Gene Ontology annotation, molecular function: DNA-binding transcription factor activity, RNA polymerase II-specific; RNA polymerase II cis-regulatory region sequence-specific DNA binding.